CUUUGCUCGUUUGUUCCCCCCCGGAAUGUUUUUCGCGUCGCUCCAGUGUUUCCGGCGUCCACUUCUUUGCAGUAAAUCAACGCAAAUUUAAAGUGUCCUCUUCUACCUCGUCUCGUCCGCAAUGGCUGGAAACUUCUGGCAAAGUUCUCACUAUCUGCAGUGGGUGCUGGACAAGCAGGACCUCAUGAAGGAACGACAGAAGGACCUCAAGAUCCUUUCUGAGGAGGAAUACUGGAAGCUGCAGAUCUUCUUUGCCAACGUCAUUCAGUCUUUGGGAGAACACUUGAAGCUGAGGCAACAGGUUAUCGCCACCGCUACUGUCUACUUCAAACGCUUCUAUGCAAGAUAUUCACUAAAAAGUAUCGACCCAGUUCUCAUGGCUCCGACCUGUGUUUUCUUAGCUUCCAAAGUGGAGGAAUUCGGAGUGGUUUCCAACACGAGGUUGAUCUCUGCAGCCACGUCUGUGUUGAAAACAAGAUUCUCAUACGCCUUCCCAAAGGAGUUCCCUUACCGAAUGAAUCAUAUAUUGGAAUGUGAGUUCUACCUGUUGGAGUUGAUGGACUGCUGCCUGAUCGUGUACCACCCAUACAGACCACUUCUGCAGUACGUGCAGGACAUGGGCCAGGAGGACAUGCUACUGCCGCUGGCCUGGCGCAUCGUGAAUGACACCUACAGGACCGACCUGUGUCUGCUCUACCCUCCCUUCAUGAUCGCCCUGGCUUGUCUACAUGUGGCCUGCGUGGUGCAGCAGAAGGACGCCAGGCAGUGGUUUGCAGAGCUCUCCGUGGACAUGGACAAGAUCCUGGAGAUCAUCCGCGUCAUCCUCAAGCUGUACGACCAGUGGAAGAACUUCGAUGACCGCAAAGAGAUCGCCGCCGUGCUCAACAAGAUGCCCAAACCAAAACCGCCUCCCAACAGUGAAAACGACCAGAGCUCCAACGGCAACCAAAGCAACUCGUACAACCAGUCGUAACGCCGGCACAAAGAAAGGAGUGAUGAAGACAUCGCAUUAGACUUUGACCCCCUCCCCCGACCUCUAGUGAGCUGCCCUUGCCAUCAAAAAGGAGGGAGGGGAUGAUGACGAUUGUGAUGGUAAUGAUCAUCCUCACCUUCUUGAACGUGAUGCAGGAGGACUCCUUUUCAUGACAAAACUUGAUCACAACUCUAUCCGUGGCAGCAAGUGAGUAAAGUGUGUGUGUGUGUGUGUGUGUGUGUGUGUAUUGCUCAGGGUGCAAUAGUAUUGUCCACUCGAAGUAAUCUGAUCCUUUCAAAUCCAUCAAUUGCCUUUUUCACCACAUCCAUUUUGUAAAUAUGUUCAUAUUCAUUCAGUCAUGAUGAUUCCACUUUAAUUUUAUUUUUUGUUGAAAUGUCAAUCUUAGAUUUGGUUCGCUCCCACUCAACUGAAAGAGAAGCUCUUUCUUGAAACUUUUUGUAAAAAGAUUGGCAUCUAUUUACUCGUGGACUUGAUAACCUGUGCACAAAUGUAUGACCGUGUAGUUUUGCGUUGUGCGUGCAUGUACCAACGACAAGGUACUUUGAAAGCCUUACAAAAUAAAAGCUGCUGACAUUAGAGAGGAGACGGUGUUCCAUUUCAGGGUGUAAAUUAGGACGUUUCUUUGCUGGAGAGGAUUUUGCCGCACAGUCCUGAAGGGUGUUGGUUGUUUUCCUGAGUGAUUUCUGUCUCACACGCGUCACUGGUGAUUCAUAUUAAGCAUUUUAA
Messenger RNA from Hippocampus comes (tiger tail seahorse), 1720 nucleotides. RefSeq names its product cyclin C (gene ccnc). Gene Ontology annotation, molecular function: cyclin-dependent protein serine/threonine kinase regulator activity. NCBI's taxonomy places the organism in Eukaryota, Metazoa, Chordata, Actinopteri, Syngnathiformes, Syngnathidae. The record is from RefSeq and is a predicted model, not a curated record. The transcript has 12 exons. Bases 122 to 973 code for a protein of 283 amino acids. Gene Ontology annotation, biological process: regulation of transcription by RNA polymerase II.